AUGAUGCCUAUACUGGAACAAACUGCAGUUACUCAUCAUCACCAUGGACAUGGUCAUCAAACAUUCUAUCAGGAACAACAUAUAUCAGAAUCUUCUAACAAGAUCGAAUUAACACUUAUCUUGCCAAAUGGCGUUCCAUCUGUACUUAAUGUCGAUCCAAAUACUCCCAUGAUGGAUUUACUUGUACAGGUAGCAUCAUUAAAUAAACUUAAUCCAAGUAGUUAUACACUAGUUGCUCUUGAUUCAAAUCAACAUGUUAUACAUUUCAAAGCUAAUCAAACAGUGGGACAAAUAGUUAAAAACUGUCGUUUACCACAAAUAAACGGUUCGUCAACUAUACGUCUUCAUCCAAAAGAAUCAACGCAUUCAAAUUCAUCAUCAAAAAUCAAAACUCAACCAUUCGAAAUAACAGUUCGUUUAUUAGUUAAUUUACCUGAUGCACAAAAAAUUUUAUUACGUAUUGAUCCAACAUUGUCAUUACAAGAAAUAAAAGAGCAGAUAUGUAAACAAAAAAAAUAUACGAAUUCCAAUGAAUAUACAUUACGUUUACCCAACAAACUUGACCAACCAGUUUUACUGGGCUUAUCAUUAGCUGAAUAUAAAACAAAUGAACUUACAUUAUUACAUCAGAAACCCUACGAUUUAGAUCAACAAUUAAAUACAAAUCCAUUGCAAUCAUUUGAUCGUCUCUAUCGCUUACGUUCCGAAAGUCAACCACGAAAAGAGAAUUCUCAACAAAAUGAACAACAACCAAUGACUAUAACACACAUUCAUCAUACGAAUUCAAGUCGUUCGUCAUCAUUACGUCCAUCACAUACAACAUUACAUGCUUAUUGGAAUGAUCCUAAUUUUGAUACGCAAUCACAAUUAUCAACUAGUUCAUCGAUUGCAAAAAAACGUCGUGCACCAAGACCACCAGGUUGUACGAAGUCUACGAGACCUGAGUCACAAAUUAUUUAUACUCAACAUCAACUAUCAAAUGAUAUUCCUUCACCUCCAUUGCCAUUACGCAGUGAUCAUCAUCAUCAAAGUCAUGAAUCUCUUCAAUCAGAAAAUACAAAAAAGAAACGAAAAGCUCCCGUUGUUGCUUCAACAAAUGGCAUUCACAAAAAAGAUGAAAGUGAUAAACUAGAACAACAACAUCAAACAAAUCAUAUCACUCGACCAGGUUUAGAUCCUCCACCACCACCAACAUCGAUUGCAAACACUAUUCCAACAUCAGAAAAUAAUUUAAAUGAAGAUCUUCAUUCAAUAAUAGAAACCAAUCGAUAUUCCAUCGAUGAGUCCUCAGAGAAAAUUCAUUCAAAAGUAAAUCAGUCGAUUAUCAAUUCAUUAGAAAAUGGCAUCGCAACAAACGAUAAAUUAAAUAUUACAACUAAUUCUCUGGAAUUGACAAAUACUGAAAUACAUUCACCAUCAUCAAUUCAUUCUCUUGAACAACUACAAACUGAUUCACCAAAUUCAACAUUAACCGAUAUUCAACAACAAUCGGAAGAAAAAUUUGAACAGAAAGAGAUUGCAAUAAAUGUAAUCGAUUCUCCAGUACCGAAACCACCACGUCAGAAUUUCCACAAAGAAAAAAAGACUUCAACAAAUAAUGGUCUCUUACGUAUUAUUAAUGAUCAUAAUGAGCGAUCAAAUAUUUAUCAAAAAGUUGACAUCAAACCAAAAGAAACAAAUGAAAAUGUUUCCUAUUUUCGGGUUGCUAAAAGUCGUUAUGGAAAGUUUGAAACAGAAAAUCGAAACUUCGUUCAUAACUCCAUUGCUAUAUUUGAUUCAACAAAUCAACAGAAAGUAGAGCAGCAAAUUCAAAAAGGUGCCAACUCUUCAGAGUUAUCAAAUUCAAAACAAUCAAAAGCAAUCCAACCAAAUAUUGUUCAACAUCAAACCAAAGGUAAACAAGCAUAUAGUUUAUUGAAAAAAUAUGAGAAAGAAGAACAAUUAAAAUCUACAAAUGGUACUGACUAUUUAAAAACAACAAAUCAACAAGAAAAAACAUCAACGCCAAAACAGCUGGAAGUUACUGAACGAAUAGCUCACAUAUCAGUUACUCUAGAAAAUGGUCGUAAACAAUUGAUAACAAGAGCUGCUUCAACAUCACGUCCACCAUCCUCACCACCGGCACCGCCAAUCCUUGCACCAAGACCAUUUGGUAAAACCAUUACAGAAUAUCGUACAGUAUGUCCCAUUGACAAUAAUGAUGAAAUAAUAACUAGAAAGCAUAAUGCAUCAGUAUCAUCAAUUGAUAUGAAUCAUAAACGAUUAAGCCCCGAUCUAUCUGAAUCACAUGAUGCAUUAAUGGCAUCCAUUCGAAAAUUUGGCGGUUCACAGAAUUUACGAAAAAACUAA
This is a messenger RNA of Rotaria socialis, 2349 nucleotides long. The record is from the annotation of a GenBank genome assembly. NCBI's taxonomy places the organism in Eukaryota, Metazoa, Rotifera, Eurotatoria, Philodinida, Philodinidae.